CCGACAUUAUUUUAGCGUCGGCACUUCCGUGAUUAACUCAUGUCAGGACUUUGCUGUGGACAUUGGCAUCAAUAUAACCCUAAUUUCAAUUCCAUAUCUUCCGACGUAUUCCUCGGGGCACGUGGUUCGAAUUAUGGAACCCGGAGAACACAAUUACAGCAUUGUGUUUCAAUUUGAAAAAGAAUGGCACGAACGAAAUUUUCUGAAUUAUAUGCAGGAAAGAUGGACAGACAGUUUCGUGUACUCAGCAGUCUAUGUUCUCGUUGUUUUCGGGGGACAAUUUCUGAUGAAAAGACGUCCGAAGUAUGAAUUACGUCCAUUUUUAGCGCUAUGGAGUGGAAUUUUAGCUAUAUUCAGCAUAGCAGGUGCAAUUAGGACAUGGCCUGAACUGAUUUCUGUGUUGUCAAACCAUGGUUUGCAAUAUUCUGUUUGUGUUCCAACGUAUUUCAAGGGGGUCACGAGUUUUUGGUCUUUUUUGUUCACUGUGUCCAAAGUCUAUGAACUUGGUGACACUGUCUUCAUCGUUUUAAGAAAGCAACCUCUUAUAUUUCUGCAUUGGUACCACCAUAUCACAGUUUUGAUUUAUGUAUGGUAUAGCUACACGGAUCACACUGCACCAGGAAGAUGGUUUAUGGUGAUGAACUACACAGUACAUGGAUUUAUGUAUUCAUACUAUGCUCUAAGGGCCCUACAGUUUCGCUUCCCUAAAUUUGUGAACAUGGUUAUAACAUCAUUACAGUUAACACAGAUGAUCAUUGGAGUGCUGAUCAACAUCUGGAUUUACAAAAUUAAAGGCAGAGGUGAAUUUUGUCAACAAAGCUAUGAAAACUUGUUGUACUCCUCAGUAAUGUACUUUACAUACUUUGUUUUAUUUGCACAAUUCUUCUUUACUACAUACCUCUCGAAAUCCGCUUAUCGACAAAAGGGUGAUUAAUAACAGUCAACAUUUAGCAGCUUAAUAAAUAUAGGCACACGGUUUUCUCAUUCGGACUACACUAACUGAAAAAGGAAACCAUCUAAAACUUACAUUGAUUGAGUUUUAGCUGGUUGUUGCAACUUUUUCCAGGAACAGGCUGGACAAAAGUAUAUUAUUCCUUGUUGUGUGUUUGCAUAGGUGGUGUAUAUUUCUUGAUGGGAUUUCAGAAAUAUGUAUUGUCAUCUGAUAUUGAACUCUUGAAGCUUCAUAUUCUUGUUGACUUUUGUCAGAAUAAUCUAAGAAGGGCAUUUUAACAGUUCUGAUGGAAUGGAGCUUAGAAAGACAUUUGCAUUGCUACACAAGUGAAGUUAAUAGGCCUACUUUUGCCUUUUUAUUUUAAAUUUUCAUUUGAUGCUAAAAUGUUUUUGCUCUGACGACAGCUUUACUUGUACUGUUGAGUUACACUUAACUUGUAAAGUUUAAAUGUCAAGGUUACUGCCGGUACCUUACCUAGUGUUGCCUUAUGCUCAGCCCUUUUUCACUUUCUAUAUCAACAAGAAUACCUACCAGCUCAGAAAUGAUAAAUUCUCCUAAAUUCUUUAGCCUAAAGAAAUAUGAAAUAGGUUUAUUUUUAAUUCAUGUUCUAGCCUCGUGGAUUUCUUUUUAAUAGACUCGGGA
Molecule: messenger RNA, 1594 nt
Organism: Lymnaea stagnalis (great pond snail)
Lineage: Eukaryota; Metazoa; Mollusca; Gastropoda; Lymnaeidae
Source: the annotation of a GenBank genome assembly